GCGAGAGGGAGAGAGAGAGAGUGAGCCAUACAGACUCUUGGAAAAUGAGUCGAAAGACUUACUGAAAGAAGAUCCGCGAAAUCGGAAUUUUUUAUGAAGAAAAACAAGCGAUUCGAAGAAAAAUAAAGGGAUUAGUUUGAAAAAGCUUUUGAAACUUAGGAAUUCGAUAUCAUUUACCAUAGAUAGAAAGAAUGGGCAAUACAAAAUCGAACCAAAAAAAUCAGGAACACAUUUCCGAAAUGAAUAGAAUUAAGAUGGAACGUUGGAUUCAAAUGCAUUAUCAAAUAAAAGAACGUGAGCGAGCCCUCGAGAUUUCCAAGAAUCGCGAACUUUUUUAUUGGCUUGGAGCAUUUUAUAAUGUGUCUUUAGUGGGAUUGCUUUACAGAUAUAAAGUUACAAAACGAACAACCAAUUUGAUGGCUGUGGUACCAUUAACGUUUGCACUUGCAUAUUAUGCUGAUUUGGCGUACGGAAGUAAAUUGUAUCGAAUUAGAGCCGAGGCUGAUAUGAUAAUGCAAAAUGAAUCGGAUUUGUUAGAGUGGCCGCAUGGAUUACCAACAGUGUCGAGCAUCGAUCAGGCGCGUAUUAACACCGAGAUGGAAAAAAAAUUGCAUCCAUCGACACCAUAAAGGCUCAAGCGAUAUAUAAACUAGUUUUCGAGAAGUGUGACUUUAAAAUAAUCUGCGGAUAUCUCAGCACAACCACCAGCCGUGCAACCAGUCAUCGCAGCCAGAAUCACUUUAAGAUUGUAUUUUAUUCGUUCGAAAUGUUGGAAUGAAACGAUAAUACACCGAUUGACUAGGAGCGUGCGUGUGUCUAAUUUUAAAGGUUUCUCGACUAUGAACAAAUAUCGAUUUAGAACAUUUACUGACAGUUCCUGGGCUUUUGAAUGAAUACGAUUUUUUUUUUGUCGAUUUUAGUUUCGUUUCAAAAAGAAAACAGUUGGAAAAAAUAACAUUUUUGAAUAUUAUUUCUACAAAACCUAUUUUAAAAAUGUUAACA
Molecule: messenger RNA, 1002 nt
Organism: Sitodiplosis mosellana (orange wheat blossom midge)
Lineage: Eukaryota; Metazoa; Arthropoda; Insecta; Diptera; Cecidomyiidae
Product: plasminogen receptor (KT)
Exons: 5
Coding region: 192-629 (145 amino acids)
Biological process (GO): positive regulation of plasminogen activation
Cellular component (GO): plasma membrane
Source: RefSeq, a predicted model, not a curated record